GACUUCUCGCACAUUUAAUUAGAUCUCAUCCUCACUCUUCUGCAUCAUAUAUACAACUGUGUCAAACACUCCGUCUGUGAGAGGACCCGGGUUGAUCAUCUGUAACAUGAAGAAAGCGUUUCCGACGGUUCCUCUGAGCCCGCAGGUAAGUGACCUCUCCGACAGCAGCGAUCAGGCUCAAGAGCAGAGCAUCGUCGUUCCGCCCAAGCUCAUCACGAUUGCUGAUAGCUUGCAGGACAAUGAACUUUCAUGGUUUGCUAAUUCUCAAAUUCAGCCAGAUAUAUCUAUUCAGGUUGAAGACGUGAACUUCCGCAUUCAUAAGUAUCCAUUGGUAUCAAAGUGUGGAUACAUACGCCGCUUGGAAUUUCAGCCCUCAAUCUCAAAUUAUGAGUAUGAUUUCAAGCUUGAAAACUUUCCCGGAGGAUCGGAAACGUUUCAGAUCAUUCUGAGGUUCUGCUAUGGUUUGCCAGUGGAUUUAACUCCUGAAAAUGUCGCAUCCCUUAGAUGCGCAUCAGAAUACCUGGAAAUGACGGAAGAAAUAGAGGAUGGGAAUCUCGUCGUGAAAACUGAGACAUUCAUCACGUUUGUGGUCCUCUCUUCGUGGAGGGACACAAUCACAGUCCUCAAGUCAUGCGAAACUCUAUCCCCAUGGACAGAAAAUCUCCAAAUUGUCAGACGAUGCUGUGACGCGAUUGCUUGGAAAGCUUCUACAGGCCGCCAACCCCAGGAAGACGGUUCAACUGGUGAUGAAGAUUACUUGAAGCUUGACGAGUUGGCAUCCCUUCGAAUAGAUCACUUCAUGAGGAUUAUAACUGCAAUUAGGGCCCAAGGAAGCAAACCAGAAAUUAUAGGGAAAUGCAUAAUCCACUAUGCAGAGAGAUGCCUGCCUGGAAUUGAUGUGGAAUUGGAAGGUCUACGAGGUCAUGGUUACGGCAAGAAUGAAAUAACGUUCAGAGUAUUCUUUCAAAGCAGUGAAAGAUCAGGAUUCAUUAAUAACGGGAAGGAGCAAAAGGCGAUUAUCGAAAGCUUAAUAAGCAUAUUGCCUCCUCAGCUGGAGGCAAUUCCAUGUAAGUUCUUGUUGAAGAUGCUAAGAAUGGCUAUUCUCUAUUCUGUGACGCCCGCUUUGGUUUCAGAGCUCGAAAAGAGGAUCGCAUUGGUGUUGGAAGAGGCUAACGUGAAUGAUCUUCUGAUCCCAAGCUACCGAAAUCAAGUGGAUCAAGCAAAACUGAUGAAUUCACCAGAACGAUGCACUAUGCAUGAUGUCGACACGGUUCAGAGGAUCAUUGAGUAUUUCUUAAUGCACGAACAGCAACAGUAUGCACAACAGAAGUCCGGAAAACAUAAUGUGAGCAAGCUGCUAGAUAAUUACCUUGCUGCAAUCGCCAGAGAUCCUAACCUCUCGACAACCAAGUUCCAGGUUCUGGCAGAAUCUUUGCCGGAAGGUGCCCGAACAUGCCAUGAUGGACUGUACAGAGCCAUCGAUACAUACAUUAAGACUCAUCCUUUAUUACCAGAGCAUGAUCGAAGACGGCUUUGCAAAAUUAUGAACUGUGAGAAACUCUCGCUUGACGCCUGCAUGCACGCGGCACAAAAUGACCGGUUACCCUUAAGAACUGUCAUCCAGGUGCUGUUUUCGGAGCAAAUAAAGAUGAGGACGGCCAUGAGAGCGAAGGAGCCAACCACACAACAGAGUGGGAACAACUCUCCUAACAACAACCAGUCAGCCACGGAUGCAGAGAUCAAAUCGCUGAGGGCGGAGCUCGAGAACGUGAAGGCGAAGAUGGCUGAGCUUCAGAGCGACUACGCGGAGCUCCAGCAGGAAUAUGAGAAGCUGAGUGGCAGCAAGCAGCAGCGGAGCCGGAGAAUGUCGGGGUGGGCAUCUAGCUGGAGGAAGGUCAAGAACUCAUUCCAUUCCAAAAGGGAAGGAGACGUCAAUAAUGGAGAUCAAGGGGAUUAUGGGCAUCAGCGGCAGAGCCCUCGUGGGCAGGUCAGGCGCAGGUCGAGCUUUCGGAGAAGGGUGUCCAUCUCCUAGCUAAGGUAAUAUGUCCUGUUCCCGUUCCCGUGAGAAAUAUGAGCAGAUUCGGCAUGCAGAUGGAGCGGAAGGUCACGCGACUAAGGUUGUCACAGAAUGUAGUUAAAAAUGUUCACUUAUGGGCUCAGCCCGCGUCACGGGUGCACGAUAAAAGAGUUUAAUAAUUAAACUCGUGUGGACAAGAUUUCAAUGAUACAUGUUUCAUAUAUUGUAUUGUGGAUUGGAUGCAAUAUAAUUAUUUGAAGCUUGUUGAAA
This is a messenger RNA of Punica granatum (pomegranate), 2287 nucleotides long. The record is from RefSeq and is a predicted model, not a curated record. NCBI's taxonomy places the organism in Eukaryota, Viridiplantae, Streptophyta, Magnoliopsida, Myrtales, Lythraceae.